Messenger RNA from Neurospora tetraspora, 978 nucleotides. RefSeq names its product phospholipase, patatin family protein. Gene Ontology annotation, biological process: arachidonate metabolic process. Gene Ontology annotation, cellular component: membrane. The annotation marks the transcript as partial. The transcript is spliced from 2 exons. The record is from RefSeq and is a predicted model, not a curated record. Lineage: Eukaryota; Fungi; Ascomycota; Sordariomycetes; Sordariales; Sordariaceae.
AUGGUCGACCGCGGCCUUCGGUUGCUUUCCCUUGAUGGAGGCGGGGUCCACGGCUUGUCUAGCCUCUUGAUUCUUCAGCGGCUUAUGAUGGAGGCUGCCGAAGACCACAAUAAGCCGCCUAAACCUUGCGACUACUUUGACAUGAUUGGCGGUACCAGUACAGGCGGUCUCAUUGCGAUCAUGCUAGGUCGUUUGCGCAUGACCAUCGAAGAUUGCAUCAGUGCUUACUGCAUGCUUGCUGACAAGGUCUUCGAGAAAAAGAGCCAUCGAGUUACCCUCAAUGGCAAGGUCCAGGGCAGAUUCAGCGCUGCCCAGCUUGAAAAAGUUGUCAAGAAGGUGAUCGUCGAGCAAAAUUUGAACCAAGACGAAUUGUUCAAAGACCCGGCCGAUUCUUGCAAGGUCUUUGUUUGUGCAACAAGCAAAGACGUUCACCAAUCCAUUGUCUGCUUCACGACUUAUCCAUCUCGUCGCCUUGUCCCACAUCUCUAUAACUCGACUACCAUCUGGCAAGCCUGCCGCGCCACCUCUGCUGCUACGUCCUUCUUCGAUCCCAUUGCCAUUGGCCCCAUCGGUAAAGAGUUUGUCGAUGGCGCUCUUGGAUUGAACAAUCCUGUCUCUAUGCUCUGGACACAGGCUCAAGACUUAUGGGGUGAUCAGCUUGAGAAGAGAUUGGCGUGUCUGGUAUCUAUAGGCACAGGAGUUCCUCCAUUAACGCCAGUGGGUAACGAUUCUGUCGGUAUUUAUCGAACCCUCAAGGCGAUCGCAACAGAGACCGGACAAACAGCCAAUGACUUCCAGAACAACCAUAGGACUCUCGAUACAGAGGGGCACUAUUACCGCUUCAAUGCUCAUGGGAUGGAAUCUAUUAGGCUUGAGGAGUCUAGGAAGAAGAAAGAAGUUUCUGCAGUGACAAAUCAUUACCUCAGUUCACCUGAGACUCUUGAGCGGUUGCAGAAUUGCGCAAAGAAUCUAUCACGA